Salarias fasciatus (jewelled blenny) is the source of this 4326-nucleotide messenger RNA. Its product is annotated as glutamate receptor ionotropic, NMDA 2C-like. Gene Ontology annotation, biological process: monoatomic ion transport. The transcript is spliced from 16 exons. The record is from RefSeq and is a predicted model, not a curated record. Lineage: Eukaryota; Metazoa; Chordata; Actinopteri; Blenniiformes; Blenniidae. Gene Ontology annotation, molecular function: ligand-gated monoatomic ion channel activity; signaling receptor activity. Gene Ontology annotation, cellular component: membrane. Bases 163 to 4326 code for a protein of 1387 amino acids.
CUAAAUGCAUACUCCUACAGGUGCUGAGAGCAGAGGGGGCGGCAGGUGAAAACCAGGUGAAAAGGACAGAGAAAAAAAAGAGACGUUUGGAGGAAAGCAGCGAUGGAAGUGCAGGAGUUAAAGUUGGAUGACAGCAGAAAGCACAGGCGGUAGGCUGCCGACAUGGCCAAUCCCAGGGGACCCCCUCCUCCUCCUCCUUGGCCCCCGCUCCUCCUCCUCCUCCUCCUCCUCCUCAUCUCCUCCCCGCUCCCCCUGCAGGCCCGGCCGCUGCUCCUCCACUCCUCCAUCAACGUGGCGGUGGUGUUCAGCGGCUCCAGCUACCAGAACGAGGUCAGGGGUCGCCUCAGCGGGGAGAACUUCGUGGACAUGCCGGUGGUGGUCAGUCCCGUCACCGUGCUGGUCAACGACACCAACCCCCGCGACCUGCUGACGCGGAUGUGCGACACCAUGGCGACGGAGAAGCUGCACGGCGUGGUGUUCGAGGACGACGUGGGCUCCGGCGCCGGCGCUCAGGUGGCAGAAGUGGCUCAGAUCCUGGACUUCCUCUCCACCCAGACGUCUCUGCCCAUCGUGGGAAUCAGCGGCGGCUCUGCAGUCGUCAUUCCAUACAAGGCGGAGGGAUCGUCCUUCCUGCAGAUGGGGGCUUCUCUAGAGCAGCAGGUCCUCUGCAUGUUCAAGAUCAUGGAGGAGUACGACUGGGGCGAGUUCGCCGUGAUCACCAGCUUGCGGCCAGGCUACGACACCUUCGUGGAUAUAAUCGAGACCUACACGGACACUUCCUACUUCCUGUGGAACCUGCAGGACAUCCUGUCUCUGGAAAUGUCCGUCGGGGCGAGCGAUGCCAAAACCAAGCGCGUGCUUCAGCAGGUGGACUCGCAGGUCCUGCUGGCCUACUGCUCCCACGAGGAGGCGCAGUACCUGUUCCGGCAGGCGGCCGAGGUGGGCCUGCUGGGGCCGGGCUACAUCUGGAUCCUGCCCAGCCUGGCCGUGGGCAACCCCGACGGCCCGCCGCCCGACAGCUUCCCCGUCGGCGUGAUCGGCGUGAUCACGGACCAGUGGAGGAAGAGCCUGCGGCAGAGGGUGAGGGAGGGCGUGGCCAUCGUGUCCAAAGGCGCCGAGAGCUUCAAGAAGCAGCACGGCUUCAUCCCCGAGGGACACGGAGACUGCAGCAGGCUGGCCAAGCACUCGGACAACAACACCCUGUUCAGGAACAUGCUGAACGUGACCUGGGAGAGAAGAGACCUGUCCUUCAACAAUCAAGGCUUCCUCUCCAACCCGUCCAUGGUCAUCAUCGCGUUGGACCGCGAGAGGCUCUGGGACAAGGUGGGGACCUACGCCCGGGGGAUCCUCCAGGUCCGCUACCCCAUCUGGCCCCGGUACGGCAGCUUCCUGGAGCACGUGUCCGACGACCGCCACCUGACCGUGGCCACGCUGGAGGAGCACCCCUUCGUCAUGGUGGAGAACGUGGACCCGGGGACCGGGACCUGCGUCCGCAACACGGUGCCCUGCAGGCGGCAGUCCAACCACACCGAGAGCAUCAUCGGCCACACGGAGUCCUACACCAAGCUGUGCUGCAAGGGCUUCUGCAUAGACAUCCUGAAGAAGCUGUCCAAAACCAUCAAGUUCUCCUACGACCUCUACCUGGUCACCAACGGGAAGCACGGCAAGCUGGUGCGCGGGAUUUGGAACGGCAUGAUUGGGGAGGUGGUGUACAAACGAGCUGACAUGGCGAUCGGCUCGCUCACCAUCAACGAAGAACGUUCGGAAAUCAUCGACUUCUCCGUGCCGUUUGUCGAGACGGGCAUCAGCGUGAUGGUGGCGCGCAGCAAUGGCACCGUUUCCCCUUCUGCCUUUCUUGAGCCCUACAGCCCGGCCGUCUGGGUCAUGAUGUUCGUGAUGUGCCUGACCGUGGUGGCGGUGACCGUGUUCGUGUUUGAAUACUUCAGCCCAGUCGGGUACAACCGCAGCCUGGUGAGCGCCAAAGCUCCCGGCGGUCCCACGUUCACGAUCGGGAAGUCGGUGUGGCUGCUGUGGGGCAUCGUCUUCAACAACUCGGUCCCCAUCGAAAACCCCAAAGGAACCACCAGCAAGAUCAUGGUCCUGGUCUGGGCCUUCUUCGCCGUCAUCUUCCUGGCGUCUUACACCGCCAACCUGGCCGCCUUCAUGAUCCAGGAGCAGUACAUCGACACGGUGUCGGGCCUCUCGGACAAGAAGUUCCAGAAACCUCAGGAGCAUUAUCCUCCGUUCCGCUUCGGGACGGUCCCGAACGGCAGCACGGAGAGGAACAUUCGCAGCAACUACCCCGACAUGCACACACACAUGAUGAAGUACAACCAGAAGGGGGUGGAAGAAGCUCUGGAAAGCCUCAAAACCGGGAAGCUGGACGCCUUCAUCUACGACGCCGCGGUGCUGAACUACAUGGCCGGGAAGGACGAGGGCUGCAAGCUGGUGACCAUCGGCAGCGGCAAGGUGUUCGCCACCACGGGCUACGGCAUCGCCCUGGAGAAGGACUCCCGCUGGAAGAGGCCCAUCGACCUGGCGCUGCUGCAGUUCCUGGGAGACGGAGACACCCAGCGCCUGGAGACCGUCUGGCUGUCGGGCAUCUGCCAGAACGAGAAGAACGAGGUGAUGAGCAGCAAGCUGGACAUCGACAACAUGGCGGGCGUCUUCUACAUGCUGCUGGUGGCCAUGGGCCUCAGCCUGCUGGUCUUCGCCUGGGAGCACCUGCUCUACUGGAAGCUGCGCCACUCCCUGCACAAGUCCAACAAGCUGGACUUCCUGCUGGCCAUCAGCAGGGGUAUUUAUAGCUGUUUCAACGGAGUGGAAGAUCCCGGACGCUCUUCUGGUUUGGCCAAACCCGACCUGACGUCCAAUUACGCUCAAGCUAACAUGCUGAAAAUGCUUCGCACCGCCAAGGACCUGGUCUCCACGGCCAACGUGGAGAGCUCCCUGGACAACGCCACCAAGACGAUCGAGCAGCUGAGUCGCCACGGCGGCAGUCUGCCGGUCCGGGUCCCUCCGGUGGCCACCGAGGCCAUCCCGGGGGGCUUCGCCUACGUGACGGAGAACCACUGCUCCCUGCCCCAGCGCUCCGUCACGCCGCCGCUGCAGAGGAGCGUGGCGAGGCCCACGCCGCUCCGCUACACGCUGCCCACCCGCUCCACGCCGUGUCUCUACGACCGGCCCCUCCCCGUGUCCAGCCUCAGCAGCCCCCACCUGGCCGUGGGCGAGCCGCUGCCCUACCAGCACCCGCACCACUACCAGACCACCGGCAGGCUCUACGUGGACGACCACCCCCACUCGCCCUUCAUCCCCUACGCCGACCUCCAGCUGCCCGACAUCUACGCCUCGCACCCGCUGUCCUCGCCGCAGAGCCGGCUCGGCCAGGCGGGGUUCUCGCGGCGGAAGAGGAGGUCCAAGAGCUUCCAGUGCGAGGACGGAGACGUGGAGAGACGGAAGCACGGCGACGUGGAGCCGAGCGAGAUCAGCCCGGCGUGUCUGAGCGAGCUCAAGGCCAACCACCUCCAGGAGAACCACGUCUCGGCCCCCAGCGUCGAGAACAUCUACUCCGAGGACGGGAUGUGUCCUCGGGUGGAGAACUACGGCUCCUGGCCGCCGGAGGACCUGCUGCUGAGGGGGAGACGCCGGCACCGCCGCCCCUCGUUUCUGAAAGCCACUUGGGGAAGCGACCAGAUCAGGCAGGUGGAUGAAUCCCAGUCGUCUCUGUCCAGCCAGUCGCCCUCCACCCUGCCCGACCUCUUCCCCUGCAUCCUCGCCCCCAACACGCCCGGCAAGGCCCACAACCCCGCCCACCUCCGGAACAACCUGUGCCUCCCUCGGAACCAGGCCUACCUCCACAUCCGGGAGGACCAGAGGAAGCCCAGCGGGCGGAAGGGCCAGCGGCUGCGCUACUCCCACUCCGCCCACCUGCCCACGUACGGCGAGGCGGUGCGCCAGGGGGCGGGGCCGGGCCGGGGCGUGGUGCGCAGAGCCACCAGCCUGCUCAGCAGACAGUACGCGCACUACCUGAAUUCGUACCCGGGGCUGCCGCUCUACCACGGGCCCCUGGACCUGCGGCACCACGGCCAGGCCCCCGGCGCACACCCCAGCCCGGUCUGCCAGCUGCUGGCCUGCGGCGGCGUGCAGUGCGGCGGUCAGCGGGCCCUGCUGUACCAGGACAGCGUGUACGGCGCCUACGGGGUCUAUCAGGGCUCCCAGACCGGGUCCGACGCUCAGGCUGGCCAGGGAUCCGGGGGCCCGCCUAUCGGGAGCCCCUGCGUACUGCGACCUUGGCGGCGAGUUUCCAGUCUGGAGUCCGAAGUCUGA